Messenger RNA from Lepus europaeus (European hare), 541 nucleotides. Its product is annotated as aldo-keto reductase family 1 member C21-like. The coding region runs from base 86 to 310 and encodes 74 amino acids. The record is from RefSeq and is a predicted model, not a curated record. NCBI's taxonomy places the organism in Eukaryota, Metazoa, Chordata, Mammalia, Lagomorpha, Leporidae. The transcript has 4 exons.
AACGUCAACUCUAGCGGGUAAGAAGAGAAAAAAACGUAUUGCCAUCACUCAAGUUGCUCCACUACAGACAAUUAAUAAAUAUGGAAUGGACUCUGACCGGGGAUUGGACAAUGUUGACAAAGAUAAUAAGGAGUCUGCCUCCCAAAGAGAUCCUCAAGACAGCAAAGCAGAAAGGAAUUCUAAGGUGUUUGAAUUUCAAUUGUCUUCAGAGGACAUGGAAACUCUGGAUGGCCUGAACAAAAAUCUUCGCUAUUAUCCAGCUGAUAUCUUUAUUGGACACCCAAAUUACCCAUAUUCUGAUGAAUAUUAACGUGGAAACCUUUUUCAUGAUUCUACUACAAGUUCUCCCACAUGUGUCAUGGGACAGGAGACACCUCAGAUGCUGGUGACUAGGCAACUCUCUUCUGGUUAAUCUAUGCUGCUUAGCAACUGACCCUCAGCUGGAGCUGUAUCUACUGGGUAUAAAGUCAUGGCUACAAAUUCUUGUUAUUACAGAAAAUAAUAUAAUCUUGUUGUAUUAAAGACUUUUACCUACCACUGA